AUGACGCUCGUCUGCGGCUUCAUCACCUUCCUCGUCUUUCGCGGAACCCUCGGCGCCGGCAAGUUCGGCACGCCGUUUCAGGAUGCCGAGAUUCUCAACCGCGAGCUCCGGUCCUUUCAAGAGAAGGGCCUCCUCAAGUCCCGGGAGAGCCAGCUGCUCUUCCUGCAGGACAAGAUGACGGACCGCAACUCGCCGUACCGCGUCGGGCCCAACAUCACAGACUGGGACGAGCAGCGCGCGGAGCACAUAGCCUUGAAUCCCGGGUGCAACUCCACCAAUGACGGGCGGCCACGUGUCAUGAUCGUGUCGACAUCCCAGCCGAAGCCGUGCGAGCACAGCGUGGGCGACCACUUCCAGCUCUUGUUCCUUAAAUCGAAGCUGGACUAUGCGCGUUCGCACGGCAUGGUGGUAUACCACCACAUGGUCCGGCUGGACAAGGAGAUGAACGGCAUGUGGGAGAAGCUGCCGCUGCUGCGCCGCCUCAUGCUCGCGCACCCCGAUAUAGAGUGGUUCUGGUGGAUCGACUCGGACUCCAUUAUAACGGACAUGAAGUUCGAGCUGCCGUGGCGCAAGUACAAGGGCGUGAGCAUGGUGGUGCCGGGGUGGGACGACCUCGUGUACAAGCACCGCGACUGGGUGGGUCUCAGCACUGGAAGCUUCCUCCUGCGCAACAACCAGUGGUCGCUUGAUCUGCUCGCCAAGUGGGCCGCCAUGGGCGCGAGGGGUAGAGCCAGGGAGGAGGCGGGGCGAGUGCUGACGGCGCAGCUCAAGGGCCGGCCUGAAUUUGAAGCAGAUGAUCAGUCGGCGCUGGUGUGGCUGCUGGUGAGCGGGAGGGAGCGGUGGGGCAGGCACGUGCACCUGGAGAGCAAGUUCUACCUGCACGGCUACUGGGUCAACCUGGUCAACAGGUUUGAGGAGAUGAUGGAGCGAUUCCAUGCCGGCUUCGGGGACGACAGGUGGCCGUUUGUGACUCACUUCGUGGGGUGCAAGCCGUGCGGCAGCAUGGGCGAAUACGACGCUGCCAAGUGUCUCGUGCACAUGAAGCGCGCCGCUGUUUUCGCCGACAACCAGGUGAUCAAGCCUUACGGGUUCACGCACCUGCACCUGAACAGCAGCGUUGUCGUUCCGCUGGUUAAUGUGACGACACGGGCGUGGAUUGCCGAGACGCACUAUGAGAGGAAGCAGCAGCAGGUGGUUGAGAAGAGGAAGAAGCAGGCUGAGGAGAAGGAGAGGUUGGAGCAAGAGGCGAAGAGGAUGGCUGAGGAGCAGGAGAAGUGGAGGGAGGAGGAGGAGACGAGGAGGAAGGAGGAGGAGGCGUGGCGGGAGAAGGAGGACGAGAGGCAGAGGAAGUUAGAGGAGGGCAGGAGAGUGGAAGAGGCAAAGAAGGCAGCAGAGAGAGAAGCAAAGAAGAAGAAGAAGCAGGAGGGGCAGGAGGGGAAGGAGGGGAAGGCUCGGAAGGUUGCAGUGGGAGGGUCGGGACAAGGGAAGAAUGGUGCAAAGGGAGCGGCUGCUGUUACUGUAAAGAAUGUGACUGUACCGAUUGGAAAGAAGGGCAUUCCGGAGAUUAUAGUGGAUGAGGAUGAGGAGGAGGAGGAGGAUGAAGAGGAGGAGAGUGUGCAGGACAGGAGGAAGAUUGGGUUGACCAAGGCUGUGAUGCGGCAGCAGCGGGCUGCUAUGGCCCGUGCUGUGGUUGCUGCUAGUGCUGAGGACGAGGAGGAACGAGAGGAGGAGGAGAGAGGGGGUGUGGGGGAGAAGGGGGAUGAGAAGGGGAGUGAGAAAGGGAGUAGGGAGGAGAGUGAGGAAGAGAGUGGGAGGGAGAAAAAGAAGGGGGUGACAGGAGCUGGGAGGAAACUGGAGAAGGAAGAGGAGGGUGAGGAGGAGGAGGAGGCGGAAGAGGAGAGGCUGGAUAAGGAGAGGGAGAGGAGAAAGAGUGCUAAGGGGGAAGAGGGAGUGGUGGGGGGAGUGGGAGGGCUUGAUGUGAACGAUGAUGAUGGUGUGGCAAGGGAGGGCGGUGAGGAGAACGAGGAGGGAGAUGAGAAGGGACGUGGUGAGGAGAGGGGUGUUGGUUUGAGAGCGGGGCGUGAGGUGGGGGAGGAGGCAGAAGGGGAAGACGGUGCAGGAGCAAAGGAAGCAGAGGAGAGGGGGGUGAGUGAUGGAGAGGUGGAAAGUGGUGGUUUGAGAGGAGAGGAUGAGGGAGAGGAAAGGGGUGGUCUGGAGAGUGAUGAUGAUGUGGAGUGA
Closterium sp. Naga37s-1 is the source of this 2238-nucleotide messenger RNA. The record is from the annotation of a GenBank genome assembly. NCBI's taxonomy places the organism in Eukaryota, Viridiplantae, Streptophyta, Zygnematophyceae, Desmidiales, Closteriaceae.